UCUCCUCUCUGAGAUUCAGAAAUGGGUUUGAUGAGCAGCUUCUGGGAACGACAUCAGUUUCUGAUGCACCAAUGUUUUUCACUUCCAUUCGCAUUUCUGUUUUUCUUCCUGGCUAAACGGGGAUAUCUGUCCUUGACAUACAGGUACCUGUUUGUUUCUGCUGGAGGAUGCGUCCUGGCGGUCGUCACUAUGGGCGUCUACAGCUCGCUUCUCUUCGCCUCCGCCCUGGUCUUUGUCCUGCUGGUGGUCUCUGUGGACGCCGGCCGCGUCCACGCCUGGGUGUUUGGGAUCCAGAUGUUGUGGCAAACCUUCUGGCAUCUGCUCAUCCAGUACAGAGAAUACUACCUGCAGGAGCCCGUCAGCCUCAGACUGUUCUUGGCGGUGUCCUCUCUGAUGCUGCUCACUCAGAGAAUCACCUCGCUGUCCAUGGACCUUCAGGAGAGGCGCGUUCGGCCGCCGGCCGCCGCUGCGCCCCAACAGGAGGCCCGCGCGGCGCUUCUCCCGCUCGUCAGCUACAUCCUCAACUUCACCACCCUGCUCGGGGGCCCCUUGUGCCCCUACGGCCGCUUCGUGUCCCUGAUGACGGGGAUCAGCGCCGACCCUCCGCCCGAACCUCUGCGCGCGGUCUUCUUGAAGCUGACGCAGGUGUUGCCGAUGGAGCUGGUGAGAUGCCUGCUCGUCCACCUCCUGAACGCGUGCGAUCCCUCCGCCUCGGGCCCCCUCUGUGGGGCGGCGUGGGUUUUGGCUCUGGGAGCGGUGCUGAGGAUCCAGUAUUAUUCUCACUGGAGGUGCAGCGAAUGCCUCAACAACGCCGCCGGGCUGGGCUUCUGGCCACGUUGCCCGGGGGACCCCCCCGGCUGGAGCGGGCUGUCCGACGGAGACUUCUGGAGCGUGGAGGCGUCCAGCCGCAUGUCGCAGUUCGCCCGCCGAUGGAACGCCACCACAGCCUCCUGGCUGCGCAGGCUGGUGUACGCGAGGUGCAAGCGCUUCCCGUUGCUGGCGACGUUCAGUUUCUCGCUGUGGUGGCACGGCUGUCAUUUAGGGCACUUGGUGGGAAUGUUGACCUGGGCGGCAACGGUGACAGCCGACCGUCACGCACACGGCCUCCUGCAGCCCAAACUCUCGCCGGCGUGGAGGAAAGUGUACGCGUGUUUAAGCUGGAUCAACACUCAAAUGAAUGUGGCUUGUAUUGUUACGGCGGUAGAAUUGAGAAGCGUGUCUGGUUUGAGACUUUUGUCUACAACGUACGUCGGCCUGGUUCCCCUUUUUAACAUACUUCUGCUCCUUAUCUUAUUGAAACACAACACAGUUUAGUAAUGUAAUCCAGACAUUGUGUUGACUUUUGUG
Molecule: messenger RNA, 1347 nt
Organism: Gasterosteus aculeatus aculeatus (three-spined stickleback)
Lineage: Eukaryota; Metazoa; Chordata; Actinopteri; Perciformes; Gasterosteidae
Gene: mboat4
Product: membrane bound O-acyltransferase domain containing 4
Biological process (GO): lipid modification; peptidyl-serine octanoylation
Cellular component (GO): endoplasmic reticulum membrane
Molecular function (GO): serine O-acyltransferase activity
Source: RefSeq, a predicted model, not a curated record